Pocillopora meandrina is the source of this 11170-nucleotide messenger RNA. The record is from the annotation of a GenBank genome assembly. Lineage: Eukaryota; Metazoa; Cnidaria; Anthozoa; Scleractinia; Pocilloporidae.
GGAGCCUUACCAACUUGGACCGUUCAACCCGUGAACUUCACUUCUAUUGUUCAGGGAAAGAACAUAACCCUCGCGUGGGAGUAUAAUGUUGAUGGAAAGUUUGCACAAGCUCAAUUUUCCGAUUUGAAGAAAGCUGGGAAAGAGAAAACGGUUGCUGUUAAGUCUUCAGCGAAUGGAAACGUAGUCGUUGCCUCUGAUUACCAGGAAAGAUUCAUUGUGCGUAUAUCAGCCUCACAAACACUAGUAACAAUUCUCAGAGCACAGAAAGCUGACAUUGGAAAGUACAAGCUGCAGGUGAUAAACCGGAAAUUGGAAACAAUAAACAGCGUGGUGGAGGUUUCAGUUCAUUGUAAGUACUAUUGAUGCACAGACACGGGAAAGACUAAUAAAAAGAUGGACAGACACACACACAUCUUGAAAGACAUGCAAACACACCGCCCAACAGUUAAACAGACAACUUGUUGGAGUUGAGGUACUUGUUGGGCCCCAGACCUCCGAUGAUCUACUUCUGAGCUACAGAAAACUUGGCCAUCACUAAGUUCGUUGGUGACACGUGACCAGCAAAGUGCUAUGAUCAGCAUUGUCAAAAACGUUGUGCGAGUGAAGGGAUUAAGAAUAGAGAUGAAUUUUUAGAUUAUGAUGUUUGGUCAAAAUCAACUAGAAUAGGCUUCCGCGGUGUCUGCAAACGAUUUUAACCUAAUAAAUACACUAUUCUUUAUCACUGAUUCGUUUGGAAUUCCAAAAGGAAAGAGAGGCUUGAAAAUCUACCAUUUGUUUUCAUUCUCAGAUCUACCAACCAACACUGUUCUCUCAGUAUUUCCAGACAGCAGCGAAGUGUUUGGAGGAAGUGUCUUAUAUGAGAAAUGCAGCACAGAUGCCAGACCUGAUCCUCACAUUUUUCUCUUAUACUUCAAUGGAAAUUUUAUCAGUAACAGUAGCUCAGGGGAGUUUAAUGUCACAGUUUACAGCGAUGGAGUAUACACAUGUGCUCCCAUUAACACAGUUGGUUCGGGAGACAAUGCAUCGUUUAGCGUCACUAUUUUUGGUAAGAAUCCAUCAGCGUUGUUGAUAGGCUUUCUUAAUGAAAUCUACAUAAUGCACCAAUUACAGCUUAACUCCACAUUGCAGUAUGUCUGGUAAGUGAUAGAGCAAAUGUGACUUGAAAGUGUGGUUCAUGUUAAAAUGUGGCACGAAUCCAGUGUGCCUCUAGCAUUCGUAUCUUAUUUGGGCGUCUCCUGUCUUCUCUUGAGCAACAAGCAGUCUAUGCUACCUUGUGCUUUCAAAUCGUCGGUAAAAGCCAUUUAAAAUUUGUCUCAAUUAGCCUCUAAAACACUUUGUAAUAACUUUCCAUUUUCACCAAAACCAGGCAAGGCUACGAUAGGUUUGGAACCCAGAAACGUCACAGCAUUGGUAGGUGAGGCCACAUCGCUGAAGUGCCUUGCUCAUGGGAAUCCUCCGCCAACUAUUACGUGGACUCGUCAUGGCAUUGGAAAUGGUUCAGAGCUCUUUUUUCCUUCAGCGAAGUUCUCUGACAGUGGGUGGUACAGAUGCGUAGCUACAAAUGCUUAUGGAGUCUCUUUUAGUCCACUUGCAUACCUCGAUGUAACCGGUAAGGUACUUGACCCUUCUUGCGGCAGAAUUAAAAUCGUUAGAUUUUAAGCGGUUUUAAGCAAUUUGAUCGGCUCUUUUUACUCCUUAGACAGUGCCAGUACCUUCAUAAAUGGGAGAAUGACAAUAUUAAAUGAAAAUUUUGAUAAUGGCUUGAAAAAUCCUUCAAGCGCAAGAUAUCAAACCCUUAAGAGGCAGUUUGUUGAGGCGGUAAGUGUUUAAAUUAUUGAUUCUAUUGUUAACCCUUUCACUCCCAAGAUUGUAUUUAGAAUUCUCCUAACUACCUGCCAUACAAUAAUUAUGAUGUUAGUUCUAAGAAUUUGGUAUUGGAUCAAUCAAUAAAACCCUAACUUAUAUUUUUCUAUAUUCUCGUCACUCAUCUGCUUGAUAUUGUAGUGAUAUUGUGAGGAGAAAUUCUGUCUUGUUCACAGAUGGGAGUUGAAGGGUUAAACAACGGGCUGCGGUGUCAGGUUUUGAGUCCUCUCAUAAUGGCAUCAUUACAAUGAUUAUUAGUGCGAACACAAUCUCAAUUGAAUACCAUCCCAAAGGCUCUUUUUUCUUCCAGUCUCUUUUGAGGGAUUACUUUGAACCGAGUGAGGGAAACUUAGAUAAAAGAUGAGACGAGGAGGGCUUUUUUUAAGUAGUGGUAGAUGAAAGGGAGUAACAUGAUUAUUUUGCUUAAUGGGAAGUCACUUAUUUAGCGGGAAGCUUCUGGAAAAAAAUGCUUCACAUUAGACUCUACAGGAAAUUACAACUAUGCCACAAAUCAAUUUCGUGGCCUGAGGUUAUCCUAAGUUAGCGGAGACAAAACUUCUAGCGCCAAUGAUGUUUCAUCUUCAAGGAAAAACUCUGCCGAACUCAACGAUAAGUCGCGUUUCAAAAGCAUAGCCAAAACUUCGCGAGAUGUUGCUGUUGAACUCAGACACGUACUGUUGCUUUGUAGUAUUGCAAUAGUGGUGUUUGAGUUCUUUCAUGAAAAGUUUUAAUAACAGUUCAUAUUCAUAAUUUAGGUAAGGGAAGUUUUCAAGAGUGACAGUUCCUUCCAUAGCACGGAUGUCACAAGAUUUGAGUAAGAGGCAAUUGAACGAAUUUAAGUAGCCAAACCACCCAUUACCACCUCAUGUGAUGGCAUUCAUAUAUUCAUCUAUCCAUUAAUUCCUCCCUUAAUAUAUUCAUCCCUUACUCCCUUCAACUAUCCACUCAUUUACUUACCCAUUAAUCCUUCCCUCCCACCUUCCGUCUGUCCUUGCCUAGUUCCCACCUUUCAUUCAUUCAUUCAUUAAUUCAGCUAUCUAUAAAUCCAUUCAUCCAUCCUUCCUGUCUUACAUCCAUUAAUCCAUCCAUCAGAUCUUUCCCUUCCUUAAUCUAUCACUUCUUGCCUCUUUUCAUCCAUCCAUCCACCCAUCCAUUUCGACAUCGAUCCAGUCUUGUCAGUCAGACUCUAGUUUGAUCAUAUUCUAAUUCCGUUUGAUGACGUUUUCAUCUGCAGAAAAGGAAGUGUGAUCAUUCUUUUCGCGUUAACUUUCAAAGAAGUAGUUCGAACAGACAGAAAAAUCACUAUUUUAAAAAAUGCUGCCAGUGACGGAAGAAUUGGUGUCUUAGAUGUUGAUCCUGUCUCCGUCAUGGCUAUCCGUGAAACUAAAGAACCUGCCACCAGUAAUUUAGAAUGCAGGCCGUCAAGCUCACCAGAGAGCUCAGGUAUUUUUUUCUGCCCGUUUGUAGAGUACUGUGGGACGAGGAAAAGUUUAUAAUCUCACUGAAAGGUUGAAAUGAAACUAAGAUCAGUGCUAUAGAACUUUUCCGAAGUAUUUUAAAGGUGGUAUGUUCUUAGGUUGAAAACGUCUCUAAAAGCAUAUAGGGUAAAAUGAAUUUUAAAAAAAAAAUAAUAAAAUAACAAGGUUCUCUGCUGAAACUUACGUACUUUCUGUCAGUGUAAUCUCUGACAUCAAUGAGAAAUAAUCCUGUGGCAAAUAGAUGGUUACUUAGCUCGUGUGAUAAACUAGUUUAAAAAGGCUUUGCUUCCUGAGGUAGCUGGUAAGGGCUAACAGAGCGGUUUUAGCGUAGUAAGUGUGAAAGAUUUCUAUUAGAGACGUUUAUACUCCUAUGGCAGAUAAACGAGCCUGGUAAGCUUUAAAAAAUAAUCAGCGAUUUUCUGAUUUGCUCCGCAGCUUGCUCAAGUGACAAUAAAAUAUUUGGAGCAGUGAUAGGAGUUCUUGUUUUCGUAAUCAUUGGCCUGCUUAUUUUUAUAUUCUUCCUGCAAAGAAGAUCAGGUAACUGUAACAUAAAUUGUAGCUGAACAGAUAACAAACUAAACUGGGAAGAUUCCAUGACAGUGAACUUGAAAACAGAGUGGAGUCCCAUUGUUUUUCUAACGAUGUCAUGUGAACAGCGACACCUACUCUGGAUACUGCUUGUCUUGUUUAGGCGAUGAGGCCGAGAGGUAAAGGGUCAUCCCAUAAUAAGCAUCUUCCACUGCCGUUUUUACUUGGUUUCACGUGACGUUAGUCAUGUCUCAGUCGAACUUGUCUCAUUCACACACGCCCUUUAGUUGAAGGCGGCAACGAAGUUGUCCAGAGGCCGAACUAUAAUACGAAACCAAGAUCGCCCACUCAUUAUCUGAAUGUCUGUUGAAAACUAACCAAUCAUCUCGGAGCUUCAUGUUUCCUAUGAGGUGACUCAUAUCCAUCCAAAAUGUUCGCCUGAUGAAGAAUAACAGUACACCUCGAAAUUAAGCAUCGCAAUCCAUAUCAGAUCGCACUUCACAGUGUAGCAUAAACGAUUACACUUUCCAGUAUAAACAAAUCUAAAGAAGCCGCAUUUAGGACUUUAAAUUGUUUCUACAUUGCCUUUCCUUCGUUUUGUGUUAAAAGAUACUACAACCUAGCGGUGUUUGCCCCAUAAUUCCCAGAAUGGUUAAACUUCUGUUAUAGUUAAACGAUGGACACCACUUUUUAACCAAAGCUGCGUCCAAUUUAAAGUUGGAGCCUUAGUUUUCACUUAAAUUCAGGUUUAAUGUUCAUAUGGUAUUUUGGUUGAAUUUUCGAUAUUCUUCACAGCCGCAGAAUUUCUAUCAGCUGAACAAACAAAAAAGAAAAGUUCAAUAUAGAUUUAUUAUUUGUUGUUAUAGUAAGUUUCGUUUCUUCGUUUAGGAAUGGAAUCCAAGCAAAGGUAAGUAAAAACUUUCCCGCAAUUAUUGUUUCUAAGCUGCCGAUGAUCUUUCGUAUUUUUGUAACAAUGUUUGGUUCACCUUUGAUGCACAAAAAUAUAACGCAACUGAUUUACUUGGAGUAAGUAUUAAAUGUUUAUUACAAAAUAUUUGGUAAAGAAAAACAAUAUUUAUCAAAAAAGCUAGUCUUAUUCGAUAGAAAUCGAUGUAUCAAGAAGGUGUACCUUUGUCUCUACUUUCUUUCAAGGAGAUGUGAAAUGGUCAGAGAGGAGACUCAGCCCAGACCUCUUAGCGUAAGUUGAAUAUCACGGCUGUAUCUAACUUCGGAUCAAAUUUAAAGAAUCUCUGUCUUUCAUAUUUCCUGCUUACAAGUUGCCUUCUAUCAGCGGUCGUCGCUGUGGAUAUUACCGACCAGAGCAUAGUUGAAGAGACUAAUAUCGGCAGAAAAUUUUUCUUGAAAAUUUGUUGAGGAGGGAUUGUGACAAAUUGAAAUUCUGUGUAGAAACGAUGUCUGGGUUAUAACUGCUUAGUAAACUCCUGCAACAAUUAAAUACUUUGUAUAUCAACAUUUUUCAAUUUUCCAUAGUAACACUUCCAUUUUUCUCGCACAGUUAAGCCUAAUUUUCCUAAAACGUGCCUAAAACCCGACAUGAAGGUGUCAAUUAUAAUACUGCAUAAGCCCUGUUUUUACAUUUUAGAUUCUUUGAAACAGCUUUAAAGGCCCCACUUAUGAAAAACUUUGAAAACGCACAAUUACCCAGGGUGGAUUCAACUACCUAACAUCGUGUUAUCAACCUCUUUCAUAAUGUUGUUCUUCUUUUCCUUUGAAGUAUGAAAUUUCCAUGUCUAGACUUGAACAAGUUGUAAUGCAGACGAACCGCGUAACCGUAGAAGGAUCUUUGGCAGAAACAUCGGAAACAGAGGUUGAUACAGAACUGAUAGAUACUGGAAUCGCUGGAUACGAGUCGGCCUUGCCGGUCACCAACUCCUCUUGGAAAGUUCCACAAGAAAAUGUGUCUGUAAGAGAAACAAUAGGCAAGGGAGCCUUUUCUCAGGUGGCCAGGGGAACAGUUAAAAAUCUCCAAGGGGCUUCUGAAGUGAUAGUGGUUGCAGUUAAAAUGCUGAAAGGUAGAAACUAUCACUGUUUGAGUCUAUGGACAUUUCUCUAGAUGGCUUAGACGCAUCCACCGCCUUUCUACACCACCUUUACAUGCAUUCCUUUCGGGAAUAUCAUUCAAGCCUAUCAUGUAAACUUCAAGUCGAUGGCUUUUGUUUAGUCGCCAUGUAGGGCCUUAGAUUUGUUUUCCAUAGAGCCAGAAUACUUUCUUCAAUUUUUAUUCGAAAGACUUGUUUCCUCUAAAGCCAGGAGACUUUCUUCAACUCCUACCGCGGAAACAGACCUCAAGAGCAGAAGAUAAACGGAAAAGAACAAACAAGCGAGUGUUGAAAGAAUGUGACAACUUCUAACCACAAAGCAAAUGUCUGACAAAUAAAUUUUUAGCCUCAUUUUCUAUAAAAUAGAAAAAAAAGGAACCAGCGUAUUAAAUGGUAGGUUAAGAAUGAUUGAUCUUAAGUUUUAAGACAAUAUUUGACUAGCAUCAACAGUUUAGUCUACGCUCGACUGCAAAAGCGUUGACAUUUAAAGAGGGUUUACAAUAAACGAUGAGACCUCACGGCUUUAUGGGCCAAAUGUAAAUAAUAGCCACCACUAGAUACCCGUGGCGAAUGAUAACAGCUAUCCAGGCUUUCGUAGAUGAAAAUAAUUAUCAUAGAAAAAAGAGAUUUCGCAUAAAAAAGGGGAAAAAGAGAAUCACAUAUUAUGUAUCUGUGCGAAAAUUUCCCAUAAAGCCAUAAAGUUGGGUCUCAUUACAUUUAGGGGGGAAAUAUUUUUACGAUCGAGUAUACUUUUUAUCCGGCUUACUCCCACAUUUUUUCUACUUUUGAAUAACAGAAAACGCUCCUACCUCUGAUAGGAAGGAUCUGCUGUCAGAGCUUGACCUUAUGAAGCAACUCAAACCUCAUCCAUACGUCAUCAAACUACUAGGAUUUGUUGCUGGUAACGUAUAAAAAAAUUUAAAAAAAAUUGAAAUAAAUAAAGUAAAAAGAAAAAAGUCUCAUAGUGCAAGACAGACGAAAAAUUCACAAAGGGUUAAAUUUUAAAACGCAUUUUUUCCAUUGACAGAACCGCUAUUGGUGUUGACUGAGUAUGUUCCAUUUGGAGACCUGCUCGGUUAUUUACGAAAAAGCCGAGGACUAAACGACAGUUACUACAGCAACCCGAAGUUCACAGCAGAAACUAGUUUGACGGCGGAUAAACUGAUGAAGUUUGCUUGGCAGAUUGCCGAUGGAAUGAGCUACUUGUCCACUAAAUGUGUAAGUUAGUUCACAGGCUGUCGUCAGUUCACUCUGCUAUCUAAUACUCCUUUAGUGGAACCGCGCCAAGUCAUUAAUUCGGAUUUGACCCCAUUUUUCCAGUCCUGCAUUUGACGGCAAUUGAAGCACUUGCUAAUGUAAGAUUUGACAUCAAAAUCAGUCACCCUCUUUUCCUGGUAAAUAAAAAAGCUGUCUCAAACCAGUUGUUGCAUUGGCUGUUUCAUGAUUUAUCAUAAGGAUGUACAGAAAAUGUGUAAGCAUUGUAAUUAUGCAUGCUAUCUCAAAUCAAGCAUUUGGCUUUUCUAUAUCUUUCGGAGCAGAUAAUUCAUCGAGACCUGGCAGCACGCAACGUGUUGGUUGGAGAAAAUGAGACCUGUAAAGUGACGGACUUUGGAAUGGCCAGAGAUGUGCAGCAAGACAGCAUAUACGAAAUGAAAACUACGGUACAAUAAAUUAUCAUGUGAUUCGUUUAUUGUACAACAUAAAGUCAGCUUAAAUCCAGGAUAACCUAACUUACGCGGAAACACUUUCACGUCUUAUAACAUAGCUAGCAGAGCCGCGCAAUCAAAUUCAGUAUACGUAAGCGUGCUCAAAAUCCCGAUAGUGCACGCUGAUAGCGUGAGCAAAUCGCUUCGCCAGAAAUUUUUUUUUUCUCGCACGAGCGGCCAUUGUUAGCGCGGGAAAAAAUAAUACAUUUCGUGACAAUAAUGGAUACAAACAGAGACUCGGCCCACCAGUCCCAAAACGAAGACAAUUUUCCGACCUUUCCCCUUGGGCUAGUGUUCUUAAAUGAGGCAAAAAAAGAGAAAAAGAACGGAAAAGGAGACUCGGCAUCAGCACCGUCACGAUUCGCUUCACUGUCCGAGGAUGAAAUGCAACACAUUUUGACAAAAAGACACUCUGGUAAAACCAAACAAAUGACAAACAAUGGUCUGUUUCAACCUUCAAAGGUAAUCUUAAAUUUUUCCGUUUUAAGUAAAAUAAAAGUCGAGCUUUCAACUGAAAAUUUGAAAUAAAACCAAUUCCUAGUUUGCUUAAUAUUUCGCUUACCUCGAACAAUCACUUCUGAUAUUGCUGUCCGUUUUUCGCGUCGGAUUUGAUGCACAAUUCCACCGGCUAUGUUAUAAAGCAAUUGGUUCAUGCUUUUAGCUGUGCUCUCUUACUCCCAAAGAGAUGAUUUCCAUCUUUCUUUUCUUCUUUUUUUAUAUACUGGUCAACAGUACAAAUAUGCAUGCAUUACAUUUAACAAUUAGUUCAUGCUUUAGCGUGCACUAUCGAGUUAUGGAGCACGUGGGAAGUUUGGAGAGCAUUCAUGAAGCUAGAGCUGCCCUCGGUUAUUGCCACGGGCAACUCUUACGCUUCUUUCGUGCUCUCCAAACUUCCCACGUGCUCCAUAACUCGAUAGUGCACGCUAAAGCAUGAAAAAAUUGUUAAAUGCAAUGCACGUAUAUUUGUACUGUUGACCAGUAUAUAAAAAAAGAAGAAAAGAAGAUGAGAGCCCCUAACGUUAUGUUGCUAGUGAAAACCUAGUGCCAUGUGCUCAUUGUUUUCCAUAUUAUGAUGACUGAGAAUUUACGGGUUUAGAUAAACUCGAGCACCAGAAUAUUUAUGAUAUAUUGUUUAUAUCGGCAAGCUAGUUUUUAACUGACAUCAAUUUGUUACAGGUUAUAGAUAAAUAACAAAGUACCUAGUUUUAAAAAUCAAGAUGCUAAAUUUUAUCAAUAGAUGCUGACUUGUGAACAUUGAAAAGAGUCAUUCAACAAAAUAAAAACAGCUUGUAAAGAACAGAAUGUAGAGGGUGGUUUUCCUGUAGCUUGUGGCUAGUGAAGUACGUAAAAUUCACCUGAAACUCCUCAGCUGCUGCUUUUUAGAGAGCAGUUGACUCAAAUUGCAAAAAGAGAUACAUGUUUAUUAUAACAAUUUCAUUAAACUUCAGGGGCGACUUCCUAUCAAGUGGACUGCAUACGAGUCGCUUUUCUAUGGGACGUACACCACCAAGAGUGACGUGUAAGUAUUGACUGAUCAAAGUGCCAGUAACCCCACGCCUUAAUAAAUCAGUUUUACCGAAACAGCGUAAACGUGUAACGCUAAAUUGGAAUUUUACAGCGUUGGUAGUCAUUACUUGAACUCAAGUACUGAGAAAUUUUUAUUCUGAUUUCAAUCAUAACAUAUGCGGUAAGAGAAGCGCAAAAAUAACUUCUAACAAGAUGGAUACUUCUCUGUUACACAGCGCACAAAAAGGAGAAAACGAUCAUCAUUUCAGUAACUAGAAUUAUCUUUUCCACACACAAAAAAAAACAAAACAAAACAAAAACUGGUACCACCAAGCUACAAGAAUUAUAUCUGUCCCUUAAAUGAUUAGGGCUCUACUCAUCUAUAGAAGUAACCAUGAUAAGUGAAACUAAAUGUUCACAUUUUUACAGGUGGAGUUACGGGAUUGUCCUCUAUGAAAUCUUUACACUGGGUAAGAUUUUUUAAUGUGAUUUCCUGUACCCUGGAAGUAUUGUAAAUAACACUUUAUAGCCAUCAAGAAGAGUCAUCUUAUCCCAUCCGUACUAAUUGCAAUACGAUUAAUACUAGAUAAAAAGGUAUUGAUAGUAGCCAAGGUUUUGAUAUCUCACGUUAUAAUCUACCAAAUAACUUUUCUCACGCGCGAUUGGUUUAACGCAUAACGUAUUCGAAUAUGCCCCGAAAAUGAAAAAGCGUUCAGCUAUUGUUACUGAAGAAGGGAAAUGUUUGUUUGUUCAUUAAGCCGAACCAGACAAACACUGAAAGGUAAAUAUCCCACGCAACAGACAAUAAGCUGUUCGUAACAUUUUUACUACGCGUUGCGUAAACAUUUUGAAAAUGAUAAACACAAUAGCCUCCAAUUGGCGCGAAAAUAUACUAGUACAUUUGUCCUUCGAUAUUGUCUGGUCGUCAUCAUCAUCAUCAUCAUUUAUUAGCCAUUUGAGAUACAAUAUUUAUACCGGUUAAACAGUAUGGUAGGGCGAAGUGACCUCCAAGAAACCACCAGGCUUUUAGGGUAGACCACCUCGGUUGUCAAUAUGUUUGUAAUUAAGAUGUGGAUGUAGAUGUGUGGCUUGGCCAAUUCGGACUCAUUUCAUUAAAAAAUUAAUCAUCUUUAAAAGUGAAAAGCCAGUCAAACCGGUAAUCGAUAUUGAGAGAGAAUUCCAUAUUUUAGGACCUUGGUAGAGUACUGUAAAUUGUUUAAGAUUAUUACGAAAGUCAUGUGGUCGAUAGCAAUUGGCUAUGUAACAUAAUUGCGUACUUGCUUAUUUGCAGAGAACCAGCUGAGAAACAUCAGGGGCAAUGGUUGGUUAUGAUAAAACAUAAAUUCAGCUAUUUGCAAUGCGUUGACUUGGGAAAUAUCUAAGAUGCCCCGUUUAGGAAAUAUGAGGCAGUGUGUUCUCGAUAGUCUUCGAACCUUACAGUUUUCCUUGAGCUCCACCCUCGGGAAACUGUUUGCAUAUCUGAACGGAUGAUGUCCGUGGACAAAAACCCGCGCACAUUUUCGCGUCAAAUGGGGGCUAUCGUUUACAUUUCCUGUAAUUUAGAUUGCUUAUCACUUUUAGGUGGAUCGCCAUAUCCUGGUAUGGAGGGAAAAACGGUUCCAGGUUGGCUCAAACUUGGAUACAGGAUGCCAAAGCCAGUACACAUCGACGACAAAUUGUAUGAAUUUCUUCAAAUGUUAUUAGAUUUUAGAACAGUUUAUGUUCACCUCAACAUAGCCUUGAUACCCUCGUGGUGUCCUUUCUUUCGAAACUUCCUGACGCUGAUUAAAACGAGUACAAUAGUUUAUUUUGUUUCAACCCACGCUAACUUGUUUUCGAUUAUGUCAACAUCUCCCUUUUCAUGAUGAGAACUAAGUACCGCUAUAAUCAUACGAUAGAAAACAAACCUCUUGUUUGUCUCAGAUAUCAAGUGAUGUUAGAAUGCUGGCAAAUAGAAGCGAACGAAAGACCGACAUUUUCUAACCUUACAAAGAAACUUAAAGUAAUGGAAAACCAACACAAGGUAUAA